AUGCCUACCCGGCAGUCCUUCGACACCGUCUCCUCUGUAUCCACCAUCACCCGCGCCAAGGAGGACGCAACCAAGCCUCAAGUGUCCACAGCCUCCAUCGCCCCCAGCUCGUCGGCAUCGUCCACAAAGGGACACUCAGAGACCCGCGACAUCGGGAAGCGCGCCUGGCGAAAGGUGGCACAGAUGGCCCGCGAGCACCACGAGUCCGUGACGGCCGCCACUUCUCUCUAUUACGACGUCGGCACAGGCUACGCGACGCCCCGUCGCAGCGAGGCGAAAAGUUGA
Emericellopsis cladophorae is the source of this 285-nucleotide messenger RNA. RefSeq lists its product as uncharacterized. The coding region runs from base 1 to 285 and encodes 94 amino acids. The record is from RefSeq and is a predicted model, not a curated record. The transcript has a single exon. Lineage: Eukaryota; Fungi; Ascomycota; Sordariomycetes; Hypocreales; Bionectriaceae.